UUUUUUUUUUUUCUCAAUAAUAUAUCAUGUUUCGUCAUCGUAUCAAGUCACCCAUUACUGAAGAUUCCUCUUUUCAGUCCGGCAAAGCAUCUAUUAUUGGGAUGCGAGAAAGUUCAUCCUUAGAACAACAACAUGACAUUGAUUAUACCAACAAACCACCUGCACCUGAUUAUACCAACAAACCAGCUGCACCUCCUCCUCCUCCUUUAAAACGCGUACCUACUUCUACAUCAUCGACUGAGCCAUUGACGAUAGAAUCCAUGUCAGCUGUGAUUGCUGCUGCUGUACAAAUGUCGGCCAACCAAGGUGUCAAGUCAUCCUUAUCCAUGGGUCAUGCUUCCAUCAAGCCCAUCGACAAGAAGAAAAAAGAAGACGAGCAAUCAAAGCGACGGUUUUCAUUAUUUACUUGGAAAAAACAACAGGAAGAAGAAUCUCAAGAGGAAGCAUCCGUCUCUUCAUCCUCCUCCCUUUCCUCUCCUCGAUCAUCGUCUUCUCAAGUGGAUGAUGGUUUGGAUGAAUUAUCCUAUCGUGGAAUUCAAAUCAAGGAAAUCAAAACUACCUUGAAACCUAUGGUCAUCCCUGCCAAUGUCACUAAUCCUAUGCCUACCGUCAAAUUGGAACGUCCUGGUUUUGCUAGAAUCAAUUAUUGAUUAACAUUUAUUUAUUUAUUUAUUUAUACCUUUCUCUUUUUAUUUCCCUUUUUUUGUCAUUUUAUAUAUCAUCCCACCCCUUUUGUAUACAAUUCCCUUGUACCAUAUCUAUAAAUGUCUCCUAUGAUUAAUAAACACUUUGAUGCUCUUUUUUUUUUAAAAAGCUUUUCAAUAUCAAAAGAUAUACAUGUGGAC
This is a messenger RNA of Halteromyces radiatus, 845 nucleotides long. RefSeq lists its product as uncharacterized. The transcript has a single exon. The record is from RefSeq and is a predicted model, not a curated record. The coding region runs from base 27 to 650 and encodes 207 amino acids. Lineage: Eukaryota; Fungi; Mucoromycota; Mucoromycetes; Mucorales; Cunninghamellaceae.